GUGACUUUCUUAUUAUUGAUGAACUACUUUCGUCCAACUGCCCGGAUUCUGAUAGAGCAACCCACAUCUUCGUGGAUGUACAAGCAGACGCGGAUGCUGGAAGCAAUUUCCCGGUGGAAGGUUAAGAAAUACUUGACGUACAUGGGUUCCUGGGGUGCACCACUGAUGAAAGGCACACAUUUGAUGUCAAAUUUCUCGUGCAGUGCAAUUGUCCGAAAGGCCACCAAGAGUCUUCGGGAGACAGUCGCCAAGCGAUUGAAGACAUUAAAUGAGAAAAGGUUGGCAAAAGGCUUGCCAGCAACAGAGUUCUGGGUACGUGACCGUCGUGGUAAAUUCCACGGAGGGAAAGAUCUCAGCUCAACAGCGAUCUACCCUCAGCGGUUUGCUACGGCAAUCUUGAAGGAGUGGGAGAGAUCACUGUAA
Molecule: messenger RNA, 423 nt
Organism: Durusdinium trenchii
Lineage: Eukaryota; Dinophyceae; Suessiales; Symbiodiniaceae
Source: the annotation of a GenBank genome assembly